Messenger RNA from Thecamonas trahens ATCC 50062, 918 nucleotides. Its product is annotated as arginase. The record is from RefSeq and is a predicted model, not a curated record. The transcript has a single exon. Bases 1 to 918 code for a protein of 305 amino acids. Gene Ontology annotation, cellular component: cytoplasm. NCBI's taxonomy places the organism in Eukaryota, Apusomonadida, Apusomonadidae. Gene Ontology annotation, molecular function: arginase activity; manganese ion binding.
AUGGGCGCAGGCCGGCGAGGCGUCGACAUGGGGCCGUCGGCGUUGCGGCUGGCGGAUUUGUUCACCAAGCUCGCGGAGCUCAAGGACGUGAGCUCUGUGACAGACACAGGCAACAUCCACGUGCCGACGCGAGAGGAGAUGGCCGACGCCGGCGAGCUUGACGACAAGGUUGUCAACGCCCGCAACCACCGGCCGAUUGGGGCAGCGGUCGCGUCGCUCACCGAGGUGGUCGAGGACAUUGUCACCCGCGGCUCGGUGCCGCUGGUUCUCGGCGGCGACCACUCGCUGGCAGCCGGCUCGAUGUCGGGGACUCAGCGGGCACGGGUUGCGGCCGGGCAGGCCAAGGCCGGGCUGCUGUGGAUCGAUGCGCACAUGGACAUGAACACGCCCGAGACGUCGCCGUCGGGCAAUCUGCACGGCAUGCCCCUCGCGGCACUGCUCGGCCUCGAGGUGCCGGGCCUUUCGGCGGCCGUCGGUGGGCCCGACGGCAUGUUCGACCCGUCGCGGGUGGCGUGCGUCGGCAUCCGCGACGUCGACCCGGCCGAGCGCGACAAUAUGGCCAAACUCGGGCUCAUCGAGGACCACAAUGUCUUUACCAUGUCCUCCAUCGACCGCCACGGUAUGGCCAACGUCAUGGAGCGUGCGCUCAACAUCAUCGCUCCGGGCGUCGCUGACUCGUUUGCGGUCUCGUUUGACGCAGACUCGCUCGACCCGUCCGUGGCCCCGGGCGUGGGCACGCCCGUGCCCGGCGGCAUCUCCUUCCGUGAGGGCCACCUCAUCAUGGAGAUGCUCGCCCGCCACGGCGGCAUGUGCGGGCUCGACGUCGUCGAAGUCAACCCGGUCCUCGACACGCGCAACGCCACCGCCAAGGUUGCUGUCCAGAUGGUGCUCUCAGCCUUUGGCCAGACGACACUGUGA